UUACACAAGCAUUUGGUGUGUCACAGUAUCAGCAUAUUCAACAAUCUUAUUCCCAACUUUUCCAUACUAAGAAGGCUGACUGGAAUCACCAAUCGAAGCAAGAUGAUCUGAAAACCCAAGUCAUUUUUGGAGCUAAUCGAUGAGGAGGAGGGGGAGGAGAAAAUACCAAAUCCAGAAAAAUUGACGAGCUCUCAACAUGGGGAUGUCAAAAGAGAAUCUGAAAGGUGUCGUUUUGGCGUUGGCUUCAAGUGGAUUCAUUGGGGCAAGCUUCAUCAUUAAGAAGAAAGGUCUUAGAAGAGCAGCUGCAGCUACUGGUGUCAGAGCUGGUGUUGGAGGGUAUUAUUAUCUAUUGGAGCCGCUCUGGUGGUUAGGAAUGGUCACAAUGAUUGUUGGAGAGGUUGCAAACUUUGUUGCAUAUGCAUUUGCCCCAGCAGUUCUAGUCACUCCACUUGGUGCACUGAGUAUCAUUGUGAGUGCGGUUUUGGCUCACUUUAUUUUGAAAGAGAGGCUGCACCCUCUUGGAAUGUUGGGCUGUGUAAUGUGCAUUGCUGGUUCUGUCAUUAUUGUCAUUCAUGCGCCUGGAGAGCGUACUAUCACAUCUGUUCAGGAAAUAUGGAAUUUGGCUACCCAACCAGCAUUUCUGGCAUAUGUGUGCUCGGUAGCGGUAUUGGUUUUCAUUUUGGUCUUCCAUUUUUCACCGCGGUGUGGCCAUACCAAUGUGCUGGUUUUUACUGGAAUUUGUUCGUUGAUGGGAUCCCUCUCUGUGAUGAGUGUUAAAGCCCUUGGAACUUCAUUGAAGUUGACAUUUGAAGGGGUGAAUCAAUUAGUCUACCCUGAAACAUGGUUCUUUAUGUUGGUUGUGGCUAUAUGCGUCAUCACUCAAAUGAAUUACCUCAAUAAGGCUCUUGACACCUUCAACACUGCAAUUGUGUCUCCCAUAUAUUAUGUAAUGUUCACAACACUCACAAUCUUAGCCAGCGUAAUAAUGUUUAAGGAUUGGGAAGGCCAAAGUUUUGGGACUAUCGCAUCAGAAGUAUGUGGAUUUAUUGUUGUGCUCGCUGGCACCAUUUUGUUGCAGGUGUCCAAGGACUAUGAGAGAAGUCCUUCUUUUGGAGGUAGCAAUUCUGCAGUUUUAUCGCCUUCAUUUUCUACCCUACUUUGUGCUGGCAAUGGAGAAUUCUUUAAGCUAGCUGAUGAAAAUGCGGCCCCUUCUGAGGUUAUGAGCUUAAGAAGACAAGAAUCACAUUAGAUGGUUUCUUUUCUUUUUUUCUUUUUUUCCAUUCUGUCACAGUGGAAGAAGGCAAAGCGUGAACUCUGGAGAAUCCAAAGGAAAGGUCUGUCGGAUGGUAAUGAUGCCACGUGGCAAUUCAAGUAGUUCUGAAAUCAUAAUAUGAUGGGGAAAUUCCUGAACACAUUCUGUUCAUAAUAAUGUAUGAGCAUCUCAGGAAUUUAGUGUCAUGGAUUUUCCAGUUUCGAAGACGAUUCAAGAACUGAUAUGUUGCAGUCGGUUGCACAUUUGUACAGUGUGUCCAUAGUUGCUGGGUUCUGAUGAAAAGGUUUGCCUUCCUUGUGAAAUUUAGAAAUAGGAAAAGAUUUAUUGGAUUUGUUUAAAGACUAGCUUGAUUAUGAGAGGGAUUGUUAUGAAGAAGUGAAAAAAAGUGAUUAGGGCUAGAGAUUACCUCGGCUUUUGUUUGUAAAGUAUUGAGGUGUACAGGGAAUCAAGCAGUAAUUCUGUUCAUUAUAUUUGUUUCCCCCUUGUGAAAAAGAAAUAUUCUUUCUCAUGCAUCAAUUUUUAUUGUUGAAAAUGAUUCUCAUAGUCGAUUUUAUAUA
Prosopis cineraria is the source of this 1830-nucleotide messenger RNA. RefSeq names its product probable magnesium transporter NIPA6. Bases 197 to 1249 code for a protein of 350 amino acids. The record is from RefSeq and is a predicted model, not a curated record. Gene Ontology annotation, cellular component: membrane. Gene Ontology annotation, biological process: magnesium ion transport. Lineage: Eukaryota; Viridiplantae; Streptophyta; Magnoliopsida; Fabales; Fabaceae. Gene Ontology annotation, molecular function: magnesium ion transmembrane transporter activity. The transcript is spliced from 9 exons.